Molecule: messenger RNA, 3812 nt
Organism: Spirodela intermedia
Lineage: Eukaryota; Viridiplantae; Streptophyta; Magnoliopsida; Alismatales; Araceae
Source: the annotation of a GenBank genome assembly
AUGGCGUCCUUGAAUGUCAGCUGGUUCGGCGACAACUGGUUUCCGAAGCCCUCCAGGCACAGCAAUGUCUCUAAGUUUGCCUUCAUCGGAGGAAGGAACCUCUUCUUCCAGAAGUCCAAGGAGCCUAAGGGGGCGAGUCUCUCUGCCUCGUCCACGGAGGAGGAGGCCCCUGGUAAGUACUCGCAGAUGCUGGAUCAGUUCUUCUGGGAGUGCGAGGCGCGACCCGACUUCCGCCGCGCGCCGCAGGUCGAGAAGAUCCUCGCGGAGGAUCCCUUUUUCGAGAAGAAGGAGAAUCCGACACCUGAGGAGAUCGAGGAGAACAAAAAAUGGUGGGAGGCGUUCCGGCAGAGCCCCGUGGUUCAGUUCCUGAUGCGCGCGGAGGAGAUUGCUGAUACGAUCAACGAUAUGGAGCUCAAGGAGAACGAGCAUCCUUUCCGGAGGGAGGACCGGGAUCUAUGGAAGAAGCUCCCCCACGUUCAGGGCCCUGACGGUCGUCCUAUGCCGAGGAAGGCGAUCAAGACAAAGAAGGAGGCGUCCGACAAGUUUUGGGACUUCGCGAGGCAAUUCUUCUUCGGAUUAUGGGGCUUCAGGCAGAGGCCUUACCCUCCCGGCCGCCCCAUUGAUGUGGCACAGGCCAUCGGAUACAAAAAGCUGGAGAGACGCUACUAUGACUGUGAGUUUCUCUACGCUCUUUCUUAGUUCAUGUUAGGAUUACAGGUUGCCACCAAAGUUCUCUCAACAUGAAAACAAGGCUGCUAGGAACAAAGUCAACUUACUGUUGAUCCUCAGAGGGAGUGUCAACCAAAGGAAUACCAUACCGUCUGAAAUCAGCUGGAAUUCUCCAGCAGAAACGUUUUGUGUACAUUAACUGAUUUUUUAAACUCUCUUUUUGGGCUUUUGACCUGUUGGAUGUGGAGGGGAGGGGGGGAACCCAUUUGGUUUGAAGGCAUGUGAAGAUAUCUCAGUAGUUUCUCGCCCAUACAAUUUUGGAUUCAUGUGAUUCUUGCCUCUGUUUUCUUUGAUUUGUCUUGCAUUUCUUCUUCCACCCUUCUUUCUUUUCCUUCAUUUGAGUCAGCAAAUGCUGUUCGUUUACAGUUUUUCGGGAAAGAAAAACCAGUCGACUGAUUCGGCGAUUCUUUUGUCAUAACUACGGACAAAAAAUAAGAAUCGACUGAUUUUGACUGAUUCGACUGAUUCUCACAGGCAUUUAUGAAAUCAUAACUAUGUACAAAAAAAAUCUCUCAGUGAUCCUUCGAAAUUAUUGUGAGGUGGGUAGUUCUUGAAGUAUGAAUUUAAUUCAACGGCCUGCCAUUUGGGCCCUGGAUCUCCCACUGUGUCUCAACUGGAUACUUCCAUGAGGAUCCAUCCUUGUUUUUUCCUCUUGAUCCAAGAAGCUGAAGAUAGACACAGAAAGUCAUCUCCCAAAACAUCAGAUUAAACAAGAAUGAGUUUCGGAGAUGGAAGUUUUGCUGCUAAAUCCAGGGAUCCUGGUUUUCCCUUGAUCCAAACAAGGUAAGGAUAUAAAGCUUAUUAAUUUUUUCCCACUAAACCUCGAAGUAAACGAGGAUUAGUCUUGGAACUGGAUGUUUUCAUCUCUAUGCGUGGUUUCAGACAAUCUGAGUAAUGCAAGACAUACUUUUAUUGAGUGACCUACAAUGUUAUUGAAACUGGGCGGUGCUUAUUUUUCUCCUCCACCAAUCAUUUAUCUUUGAAAAAUUAGGACCAAACCUGACAUCAUCCAUUCCCUUCUUUCCUUUUUUUCUUUAAAGCUGAUAUUUUUCAUACAUACAUAUAUUGAUUUCUUCAUGAAUCUUGGUUCUUUUUUUUUUUUUUUACUAUUUUAGGCUAAGUUUUUUAGAUGGGUUUGUUUCUGUAAUCGAGACGAAUCUGUUUUGUGCAGUCAUCAUGAGGAGUGGUGGGUGGUACUACAAGGAUCGAUUAGGUCGGACCAGGGGACCGUUGGAGCUCAUAACACUUAAAACUGCCUGGUCAGCUGGGAUAAUCGACACCCACACUUUCAUAUGGGGGGAAGACAUGGACGAAUGGGCACCCAUUGGCAUGGUGUAUGGUCUGGAGAAGGCGAUUGCUACAUGGGAAGGUCUGUAAAUUCUUUUUUUUUUUAAACAUAAUUUUUUGUGGCUGUGAUUCGGAGUGGAUAUUUUUCCGCAUUUAUAAUUCCAUAUGAUUAUUGAUAUUAUUAUUACCACUCAUCGAAUGGAAAUGUAUAAAGCUUAGGCGGUUUUCAGUUUAUCAGCUGUGGAGAACAACAGGGCGCCACCCACAUUCAAGCACCCUGUUGAUUUAGUUGUUGAUCAAAGGCAUUAAAAAGAAAAUAGUGGGAAUUAUUUAUUUGUUUGGAAUUUAUUUUCUUAGAUUGGAUUUCUUUCAUAUGGGUUCAUCGCUCUCAUCAUCCAGUGCAGGGGAUGUUGAUCUUUUGACUGCUGACCAACCGGCGUCGAAGUUUCUAGACUUCCCAUAUAUUCUCUCAAAUUGAUUUCUUCCAGUUUGGUUUCGUUGCCCUCAUCAUCACCCAAUGCAUGCAUGCAAAUCUUCCAAAGUUCCUCUAGUCUCCCCGCAUUAACUUUUUGUGCUGUUCUGUGAACAUCAGCUCGUUCAAGAAAUAUAUUUAUUUUCAGAAUUUUUUGUAGAUAUUAAUUCAAAUGUGCGCCCAUGAUUGGGCACGCUAGCUUUGCUUAGCAUCUACAAUAUCAUGCGAUCAUCACCCAUAUAUUAUUUUUUUUGUUAUUUAUGAAAAUUAGGCAGCUUGCAACUGGGCUCAACCCAAAGGCCUUAAGCAGAAAUUGCCGUCUAUAUAUGUGUUAUUUUUUAAAGUUUUUAGAUGAAAUCAAUUUUUCCAUACAAAUGAUUAAAUCCGACAUGAUCUUCUUCAUCUUCUUCUUCUUCUUCAGUUAGGUUAGGUGCGGCGGCCACGGCCUUCCUUCACAAACUGCAGAAGGGCAUCUCCCCGCUGACCCCCCUCAAGGGAUUCGAGAAGAAAACGUACAAGCAGCUGCAGGAAGAGGCCAUCGAGAGCAAGCGACGGGACAUGGCGGUGCUCCAAGCCAACGACGGCAUCUGGCCCGGUGUGAGGACCCCCAGCCACGCCCUCUUCCUCUGGGCCAGCGGUUCUGAACUCACAUCCGUCCUGGAAGCAGACAAUAUGCCCAACAAGUUCAUCCCCAAGGAGCUGAGGUCUGCUUCUUCUUCUUCUUCUUCUUCUUCACUGAUUUAGGUUUCUCCAAUGGAGGGUUUAAUGGCUGUGUUUUUCUUUUGUCAAGGAACCGGCUUUCGAGGAUCAUCCCCGGGCUGAGGCCAUGGGAGGUGCUCAGUGUGGAGCAGGCCAUGGACAAGAUCACCUACGGCGGCGAGUGGUAUCGGGAGCCGCUCGGUUCCUACACGACGGGCCCGCCCUACAUCCGCCAUUGGAACAAGGACGUCAAGGUGCCACCUUCUUCUCUUCUUCUUUGUCUUCGUCUUCGUCUUCUUCUUCUUCAUCUUCUUCUGUCUUCGUCUUCUUCUUCUUCUUCUUCAUCUUCUUCUGUCUUCGUCUUCUUCUUCUUCUUCUCUCUCUAAACCAUAGGAUUCUCGCUCCUCUCUGUGCGCAGCGUCUGUUCAGGACCUUCUACAAUCUGAGCUACAGGGUGUACAACAAGCUGGAGCGCUCCAUCCCCGGCUUCGACGUCGUCAUGGAGAGAGUUCGCUCUGACUCGGAGGACAGAUACACCCAGCGGAAGGACAAAAGAGACGCCCAGAAGAGGACCGAGGCCGAGGAGGCCAUCUAUGGCCGCAGAGUCUCCUCAACUCCCCCCUGA